Messenger RNA from Microbotryum saponariae, 2773 nucleotides. NCBI's taxonomy places the organism in Eukaryota, Fungi, Basidiomycota, Microbotryomycetes, Microbotryales, Microbotryaceae. The record is from the annotation of a GenBank genome assembly.
AUGAGUUGGUUGGAGAUGUUGCAGGCCCAGGCACGCGAGCUGAACCGCCAACUGGCCCAUGAACUCUGGUUGCAAGAGUCGCACAGGCACUCGCCGCUCCCAGCGUCACCUGUGCCGCCCUCGUCCUCGUCCUCGGCUCACCCGCGCAGCAACGAUCCCGCCGUCGAAGGUUCACCCCGGACACCCCUUCAUCCCACCGCCGUGUUGGCCCCAAGCUACCGCCCUCCUCGAUUCGCCAAUCCAUGGAAGGGGGACCAUAGCAUCACGAGGCUUAACGCGUUCAUCCGACAAGCACGGGCGUGGAUCCUUGGGGUGGGGAAAUUUGGGGCCAACGACGAUCUCGCCUCCGCCGCACCCGACGUGCACCUCCUCGUCCUAAGUGUUUUCUCCACCGAACCGGGGAAGGGGCAAGAGACGAGUGCUGCUGAUUGGGCCGAUGCCCAGUUCAGAAGGGCCAUCAACGCCGCUCGAGUCCUGACGCUAAACGACCUGUUUCGAUUGGCCAGACAUCGUUGGCCCGAUCCGGGAUUCGCAGCGCGCGUCGAUGCGGAGCUCACGGCUCUUCGGCAAGGAAUCCGGCACGCGAUGGAGUUCCUUUCCCUGUUCGAGGCCAAGGUGUUGGAGUAUGAAGAUGAUGGCGCAAACAUCAUGACGGAACGGGACCAAGCCGCUCGGUUCUUACGUGCACUGAACCCUGCUGCGCAGCAACUCUGCCACACCCAGAUCGGUCACCGCGACCCGUUCUUCCACACCUCUGGCGUCUUUUCCGCAGGUCUGCAUCCGACGCUGGAGGAGCUCAGCCGUUGGGCGUCAGCCGUUGGGCGUCAGCCGUUGGGCGUCAGCCGAAGUCCGUCUCUCGCCGCUCGCAUCCGUCCGCGCUAUUGCGCACGACCCGGAACCGUCCUCGCCUCCGACAUCGCCCUCGCACCUCGCAGCCGUGCGCGCCGCUCGGUCACCUCCCCGCACCGAGAACGCCGAUCAGCACACGCGACAGCGCGAGCGUUGGGUCGCCCGAGCCAUCGAGUGGCAAGGCGACCAUCCGGCGCACCAGCGAAGCGAAUGGGUCCGGAUCUCGUCGGCCAAGCGAACCUGUCCCGCCACUCUGCGGUGCUACAAUUGUGGUCUGGGGGGUCAUUUUGCUGAUGACUGCAAAAACACUCGAGUCUCACCGAACCAGGUCGUCGUAGCAUCCAUCGCACAGUACUUCGACAUUGGUCCGAGCGGUCAUGAAGCCGACGAGGUCGUCAAGCUCGAGUCGGAUGAUCAACCUGUACGUCCUCUCGUUGCUUCGUCGCAUCUCGGGACUUUGGAAGGCUCACGCGGAGAUUUAGUGAGUUCGUUCCGAGCUCUUUUGAUCGAGUGCCUGUCCUCGCCCCUCGAUCAACAGGCGCGUGAUGAGACUCGCGAUGCUCCCGUGGUUCGAACACCUCGCACGGCUAAGGCCACGGGGCGUGGGGCACGCAUCGAACGUUCGCAUCGACGACGAUCGUCCUUCGUUGCCUCUGAUGCCGGCCCUCCUCCCACCUCCUUCGGUGGCCCUCGGGCCCUGUUGGCGUCCACUGUCGGCAUCCCUUCGGAUAAGGAACUCGAACACUUUGUCGAUGUCGGCGCAAUCUCCCUGCUGGAAGAACAGAAGCUAGCUGAUGAACCUCCUUCUGCCACAGGCAACGCUGAACCACGUAUCCUGCGAGUCAAGAACGUUCUUCUGUGGACGACGCCAAGUGGUCGUACCUUGCGAUGCCUGUUGGAUUCAGGAGCCGAGAUCGACGUCAUCGACAGUCGCAUUGUUAAAGCUGAGUCCUCCUUCGUGCUCUCGAGUUUGAUGGCUCCCCUACAUUUGCGCUUGGGAACUGGAGACGCCACCGAUCGACUAUCGCUGUUCGCCACAGCACCCUUUGCAUCGGGUGCCCUGGACCUCGGAUUACGCCCCUUCUUUGUUGGCAUGGUGUCCGGGUACGACACCAUCUUGGGCUUGCCCUUCCUGGCCGACUCGGGCAUGCUCGUCGGGGCUCAUCAGUAUGCCAUCCACUCGGGACCGUUCCAACCCGCGACCACUACCUCGCAUGCUCCCAUCCCCAGUCUGGAGCCAAUCCCGUGGGGAACAGCGGUACGCUCACUCUACCCCCUGGCAAGCGACGUCGGAGGGGAUGACGUCGUCUACACGCGUUGGUACGGUGGGGGGGAUUUCAGGAAGUGUCGGCUGUUGCGGCGGCAGUCGACAAGGGAGCAACCGAGGAGGGGAGUCGGUCGAAAGGCUCGCAGGAAAUCAAGUGUAACGGACUUAAUUCCCAAACGAUUGACAAGAAGAGGAGGGGCAACAAAAGAGAAGAGCGGACCAAGCUCCCGGGGAAAGGUGGUAAAACUAAAGGGAAGGGACUGUGCCAGGCCCAGAGGGGACUUAGCAAAUCAACCACUCCAAGAGGUCGCCUCAGGGGUAAAAAGGAUUGCUCACGGGAGCACCGGUAAAAACCCUGAAGCCGCGCCUCGGCUAACAAAAAGAUCAAACAAACCGAAAGAAGACUGCGGUCUGGGCACCUCGAACCCGCGACCACCGAGUGCGCGCCCGCGCGCCCACAAAGGAUUUUUUUUUUAUUUUACUGGGGCUCAUAAAUUGCAAUCCUUCGGGUUGGCUGGGACCGCUAGAAAAAGAGCUAAAAGAGGUUAUAAAGCAACGACGGCAAGCAAUUGGGUGAAAGUCAAACCCCUGCGCGCAAAGAGCGCUGCGCAGAUCAAAACCCGCCGAGCACCUAACGCGGACUCCAACGGGCGGUGA